UUGUAAGAAAAGCCCUAUCUGCUAUCACCGAAAUAAAUUAUCAAUGCAACUCAGAUAUGGAAUUGAUGAUUCUGGCCUAUUGUUUACAACAUUGCCAGAAUUUGGAGUAUCUCUGUAUUCAAAGCCCUACAUCUCUAUAUCAUGCAGAUAAUGAAUUAUUUCUUCCAAAAAAUGAUACAUUCACGUCUGGCUAAUUUACCAAAGAACUACAGGCCAUUGGAUGAAGGAUAUAUGAAACAUUUCUUUAAAUCACUGACAAAGCUGAGAAACCUAAAAGUCCUGAGGUUGGAGAAAUUGUCCUUUACAGAAUCCUGCAGAAGGCUGCUUGCUGAAGUCUUUAGGACUAACCAGAAGUUGAAGGAGUUAAAUUUGAUCCUUGAAGACACAAAUGAUACAGCAAUGCGAUUGCUGUGUAAGGAGCUCCAACAUCCAGAAUGUAAAGUAGAAACACUGGAGUUUCAGGCUAGUGAAGCGGCCAUGAUCAGUUACUGCAACACGUAUCUUACAGAAGUAUUCAGGACAAACCAGAGAUUAAAAGAGCUAAAGUUGAAUCUCAACAAUAUAAGUGACAGAGCAAUGGAGAUACUGUGUAAGGGACUUCAAGACCCAGCCUGUAAAGUAGAAAAACUAUGGCUUAGUGCAGAGGCCAUGACUGAAUCCUGCGGCAAGCAUAUUGCAGGCGUAUUUUGGAAAAUAAGAGAGUUAUUCUUGGUGCUAAAGGAUUCAUAUAAAGCAUUUGAAAAGAUUUGUGAGGGGCUAAAACAUCCAGACUGUAAAGUAGAAGAACUCCGGCUUUUCGCAAAACACCUGCUUCAAUAUGGCAGCACGGAUCUUGCAGAUGUACUCAGGGAAAACAAGAAUUUGAAAACGUUAUGGUUGUGGAUCCAGAUUUUAGAAGUCAAAAUCGUGGAGAGGCUGUGUGAGGGGCUUCAACACCCAGACUGUAAAAUAGAAAAACUAUGCAUUCAUGAACAAUUUCUGUCCAACUCACCCAGCAGUCAUUUUGUAGAAAUCCUUAAGAGAUUAAGAGAAUUACAGUUAUUUCUCUGCAAACUACCUGAAAAUGUAGAGAAAGUGCUAUGCGAAGGGCUCCGACAUCUAGACUGUAAAGUAAAAAAACUAAGGCUUGAGGGAAAGUUCCUGAAGGAAUCCUUCUGUAGAUCUUUUGCUGAAAUACUCAGUGAACAAACGAGAUUGAGAGAGUUGGAUUUACUAUCCAAUGACACAAAUAACGAAGCAGUGAAAAUGUUAUGUGAGGGGCUCAAACAUCGAAACUGUAAUGUAGAAAAACUAGGACUUGGUGGAAAGUUUCUUACUGAAUUUUUCAGCAGUCAUCUUUCAGGUGUAUUCAGAAAAUGUCAAAGACUGAAAGAGUUAGAGUUGUUUCCCAUCAACAAUAUUGAUACAGUAAUGGAAGUGCUUUGUAAAGGGCUCAAAUAUUCAGACUGUAAAUUAGAAGUACUACGGAUUAACGGAGAGUACUUAAAAAUAUUCUGUGGGCACUCUCUGUCCUUUGGUAGACAGAUUGCAAGCAUUGUCAAGACAAUCCAGAAUCUACAAAAAUUGUAUUUGCAUGGUGACUGCUUUAGUGACUAUGAGAUGAAGCUGCUCUGUGAAGUACUAAAAUCCUCAAGGCUUAAUAAGUUAAAGGAGUUACGGUUGAAUGGAACAUAUAUUAUGCAGAAUGGGGAAUGGAUGGAAAUGGACUAGAGCCUCCCAUGCAAAUGUUUUUUCUUCAUGCUUGCCUGUUAAAUCUAUUUUUAUUUCUAUUAAGAAUAUAGUCAGGAAGAGUUGGAAUUUAAUAUAUUUCAAGUGAAAUUCUGAAGAGCUUCCUUUCAGCAACUAUAAUCUUAUAGUUCUUAUAUAAUCUAUAAACUAAUUUUUCUCUCUUUGCAGCUGAAAAAUGCUACAAGAAUGUAAACACACAAACCUUUUCAUGGAAAUGUGGACAAUACAUCCUUUUUUUACAUUGUGAGGUAUCUUCUUUUAAAAUCUGAAUAAGGGAAGGAAAUAUUGAUUGAUUGAUUGAUUAAAUGCCAUCAAUGACUCCUAAUGACCACAUAGAUUGAAACUAUUUUGUUUUCAACCAAAGACAAUAUUUAUAGCUCAGGGUUGAACUGUGGAGUCCUUGUGAU
Molecule: messenger RNA, 2135 nt
Organism: Pseudonaja textilis
Lineage: Eukaryota; Metazoa; Chordata; Lepidosauria; Squamata; Elapidae
Source: RefSeq, a predicted model, not a curated record